Messenger RNA from Hyalella azteca, 2535 nucleotides. RefSeq lists its product as uncharacterized. Gene Ontology annotation, cellular component: neuron projection membrane. The coding region runs from base 1 to 2010 and encodes 669 amino acids. The transcript is spliced from 5 exons. The record is from RefSeq and is a predicted model, not a curated record. Lineage: Eukaryota; Metazoa; Arthropoda; Malacostraca; Amphipoda; Hyalellidae. Gene Ontology annotation, biological process: synapse organization.
AUGUCCGACGACGGAAAAUUUCAGCGCUCAGCGCAAGCUUCCUUCCUGCCUCAGGGCUUGAGAUCCCAGCCCAUCUCUCGACUACACUACAAGCUUUUAAAGCCCUACAUCAAAUAUCCAAGUCCAUUUCCUGAAGACAACUCUUUCCAGGCCUACUCAGGAUCUUCCGGACAAUCUGAAGAAAGAUUGCACGCACUGCUAAACAACUCAUACCCUUACCCGGUAUCUUCGAGCACAUUCGACCGUUAUCCUUAUCCAUAUCAGCGAGAUCCCUUCAGAGCUUCAGAGGAUAUGAGUGCUGGAGAUUUAGGUGCCAGGGAGUUCCCAGGACUCCUUGGAGCGCCUCCUAUCCAGUACUCCAGUCUAAGUGGCCCCAGCUUCGUAGCGGACUCCAAGGAAGACUUUUACGCCGUGGCGGGCACCACAGCCAUACUCACCUGCACCAUACGCAACCUUCACAACUAUACUGUAUCAUGGGUCCGCGGCAGAGACAUCAGGCUCCUGACGACAGGUCUCAUCACCUACACGUCGGACAAGCGCUUUGUCCCUUCGAAUCCUGCGAGGGGACAGGACUGGCUCCUCAAGAUCCACUACUCCAGGAAGCAGGAUGAGGGAUCCUACCUCUGCCAGGUGUCCCUGUCACCACCCAUCACGAAGACGAUGCAACUGCAUGUUAAUGAGGCGGAGGUGCACAUCUUGCCAGGCCGCGAGGUGCACGUGCAGGAGGGCAGCGCCCUCCACCUCGAGUGCCACGUACGGGGCUGCCUGUACCCUGUACCCACAUGGACACACAUGGGACGUCCUAUCCUGCAUACCGAGACACGAGAACUCCUGCUGGAGGAAGACCUACGCGCCAUUAAUGCCCAGAACUCCAGCCACGAGCUCAAGAACUCUUCACUGAACGCCGAGGAGGUCGUUGGUUCUGAUGACAGAUCCUUUAAAUCCGACGAGCCUUUAAGCACCGUCGUGACGCUGACGAGGAAAGACGUCACGCCCUUGCACUCCGGCACCUACACGUGCACUUCCACGUGCACUCCACCAGUAAACGUCACCGUACACGUGCUCAGAGGCGAAGAGUUGGCUGCAAUCCACCACCAGAACGGCAGCCAUGGAUUUCGACCUUCGCUGCUGGCUGCUGAAGCCUCCCUAAGCGCCCUCUGUAUCCAUAUGUUAUUAUUCACUCGCCUAGACCAUCAGCACAAACACAAGCAUGAACAAACACUCCCUCAGCGCCAGCACGGAAUAACCAACACUUGUGGGACUGGGAGCAAUAACAGUCAAGCAAAUAAGAAAAAGUAUCGAGAUGUAGCGAAAUCAUCUCUAAAUUCUUUAUGGUACUUCAAACAAGGAAAAUACUCAUCGUCCAUAUUCUAUGCUGGAAAUUCCGACGUGGCAACAAUCGAGUGCAUGCCAUCCUCAACUCAAGUUCCUUCGUUUCGACUACGACUUCGUUUCAAAUGCAUUAAAAAAUUACACCCUAAAGAUGAUUCCCACGACGAGCUAUUGAGCGGUGCAAAGAGCCGGCGAAAUUGGGAAAUGCUGGGAAAAUCCUUCUGGCGACGCAACCGCCAUCCACACGACCGCGUCACAUCGACAGGGCUAAAUAACGACACCAAUUUGCUGUGUGACAUGUACGCUUAUUUUGCACUUGGCCAUCUGCUUGCGUGGCGAACACACGAUCGACUAUUCCGAUGCGAGCGCGUCGAGGCGACGGAGAAGAAGCGAGCGCUAUUUUCUCGCAAUAAAUUCGCAUCUCAUGAACGUUUGCCACCUGAUAUAUGCAGUGACGAUCCUCCCGAACGCACGAAGAAAAUUGACAGCGAUGGCAUAAAUUGUCCAAACGAAAAUGUGAAGGCUUUGAUUGAUAUCUUGUGUUGUGCCUGCAACUUAAUUGGAGGUGAAAAUGUUCUACAGUUUAUCAAAAUUCGGUACGGAACGCGAACAAAUUCAAAUUUUACAACGUUUUUCGUGUUUGAUUUUAUCAUGAGAAGAGAGGCGAGGUGCCGGUAGAACGGAUUCCUGGAGCCGAACUUUUGCAUCGCUUCCAGUCAGCUUUAAAAGUUAGAAAAUUGCCCUAAAGUUUUGAAGAUUUAUGAGUGAUACAAUGUAAUAGACAUUUGUACAUUCAAAUUUUUAUAGCUAUUAUUUCAACUUAUUCCAGUGAAACUUGGCUUACCACUUUCCAUGAAUGUCGUUUUAUGCAUCAAUAAAUUUUCUCAUAAAACUUUUCAGAAUUUUAUCCAUUACAAUCCAGCAAUAUUUCACGGCGAGAACUUAACAUUUGCUGUCAACGAAUUCGCGCCUAAAGCUGGCUCAAAAAUUUAGCAAAGUUUAGGAAACUUAAAAAAAGAUGAUAAAUUUUGACUUACCAAUAUCCCUAAGUCAGAAAUGUUCAGCCUAUUUAAGAAAUAUUUUAUGCAUCCAUAGUUAAUCAGAAUAAUAGGCGAGUUGUGUAUCGCAAGAAGCCAGGAAACAGUUUAUCUUUUUUGCAAUAAGCAUGUUCAAAUAAUUAAAAAUUUCAAUUAAAAUAUAAUA